UUAGCAUCUGAAAUGAAAGCUUAUAGAUGUGAAUUGGAGAAGGCAAAUGAAAAUAUUACCGAACAAACCGAAAAAAUCACAAAUAAUAUAAAUCAAAUUCAGGAGUUUACUUCUAAAUUACAAGAAUAUGAGCGUCUUCGUAGAAAACUUCAUAAUGAUGUUCAAGACCUUAAAGGAAAUAUACGUGUAUUCUGUCGUGUUCGUCCAUUAUUAGAGUCAGAAUCACAAAAUAUUGCUAAUUUCAAGUUUCCAAAAGAAAUACCAUUCAAUAGAAAAAUCUCUCUUAUAUCAACAAAAACAAAUUAUUUAGGAGAGAAAAAAGAAAUUUUUAAAGAAUAUCAAUUUGACCAAGUGUUUGAUACUUUAGCAACACAGAAAGAUAUUUUUUCUGAGGUUGCACAUAUCGUUCAAUCGGUUGUAGAUGGUUAUAACGGGUGCAUUUUCGCAUAUGGCCAAACUGGGGCUGGCAAGACAUAUACCAUGACAGGUCCUGCUAAUGCAACCCCUGAAACCGAAAGGAUGAUCCCUCGAGCGGUCCAUUUAAUUUAUGAUCUCAUUCAAGAUUUAAAGACUCAAUGUUGGAAAUUUACACUAGAAGGACAAUUCAUAGAAAUAUAUAAUGAUAGCAUUCGAGACUUGCUUGUUGCUGAUCCAUCUAGUAACAAUGGUGUUAAACAUAAAACAAUUCAUGAUGAGCGGACUGGCACAACAAGAAUUUCAAAAGCCACUACUGUGGACCUUGAUUGUUCUAAUACACUAAAUCAAGCAUUAAAAACCGCAGCUCAUAAUCGAGCAGUCGCUGCAACAAAAUGUAACGCUCAUUCUUCACGCAGUCAUAGCGUAUUCAUGAUUCGAUUGAGAGGAACAAAUGACAACUCAAAUGAAACUAGAAUCG
This is a messenger RNA of Dentiscutata heterogama, 895 nucleotides long. The record is from the annotation of a GenBank genome assembly. Lineage: Eukaryota; Fungi; Glomeromycota; Glomeromycetes; Diversisporales; Gigasporaceae.